CCGAACAGAGGAGAGGACCUGAAAUGACACGAACACCAACGCCUCUGCAACUGAUAAUUACAAUAAUUGACUAUCUGUCUCUCUCUUUUUCUCUCUGUGAACCCUAAUUGGCUAAUUCAGCUUCACUCAACUGGUGGCUUUUGCUCCGCUUGUAGUCUCUGUGAGUAAUCAUCGAGAUAUUUGUGUCAGAAGAAUGGAUUCUGGAUCUGUUGAUUUAUCAACUCCAUCUGUUAAAGCUCCCAAUGUACAACCUCCUACUGCCACAGAUCCUGGAACAGAUAAUUCCCCACGUGAUGCACCUUCUAAGUUAUCUGCAGCUGGCAUAGCUUCAUGGGCAAAAAGUUUGAAAAUUCCCCAGCCAUCGUCUUCCUCACAAGAUGAGUCACCAACUGGAAAUUCUGGAAAAUCAAGUUUUGCUCGUUUUACUGGUGGUUUUGGACUGCGCAUGUCUCCAAAAUCCCCUCCAGCUGAUGAUAGUUCUGAAGGAACUUCAACAACUUCCCAACCUGGUUUUAUUGGAACAAUCACUAAAGGCUUUGUUGAUACAUCUAAGAAUGCAGUAAAGGCAGUACAAGUCAAGGCUAGGCAUGCUGUCUCCCAAAAUAAGCGAAGAUACCAGGAAGGAGGUUUUGAUUUGGAUAUGACAUAUAUAACAGAGAAUAUAAUUGCCAUGGGAUUUCCUGCUGGUGAUAUGAGCUCUGGUUUUUUUGGAUAUGUUGAGGGAUUGUAUCGAAACCACAUGGAAGAAGUGAUUAAGUUUUUUGAAACUCAUCACAAGGGCAAGUACAAAGUGUACAAUCUUUGUUCUGAGAGGCUGUAUGAUGCAUCGUUGUUUGAAGGAAAGGUAGCUAGUUUUCCAUUUGAUGACCACAAUUGUCCUCCAAUUCAACUGAUAAUAUCAUUUUGUCAAAGUGCGUACUCGUGGUUGAAGGAGGAUAUUGAUAAUGUUGUUGUGGUGCACUGUAAGGCUGGAAUGGCAAGGACAGGGCUGAUGAUUUCUAGCCUUCUUUUAUACUUAAAGUUCUUUCCUACUGCUGAAGAGUCCAUUGACUACUACAACCAGAAGAGAUGUUUUGAUGGAAAAGGGCUUGUUCUGCCAAGUCAAAUUAGAUAUGUAAAAUACUUUGAACGCAUCUUAACAUACUUCAAUGGCGAAAACCAACCAGGGCGUAGGUGCAUGCUUAGGGGAUUUCGGCUUCACCGAUGCCCUUAUUGGAUCAGGCCCUCUAUUACCGUCUCUGAUUAUAAUGGUGUUCUUUUCUCCACAAAAAAGCAUCCCAGAACCAAGGAUUUGUCUCCAGAAGAAUACUGGUUUAGUGCACCAAAGAAAGGGGUCAUGGUCUUUGCUUUGCCAGGGGAACCUGGUCUAGCAGAAGUUGUUGGAGACUUUAAAGUCCAUUUUCAUGACCGCCAAGGAGAUUUUUACUUUUGGUUAAACACAACAAUGAUGGAAAACAGAAAGAUUUUGAGCACCAAUGAUAUCGAUGGGUUCGACAAGAGGAAACUGCCUUCCCCAGGAUUCCAGGUUGAGGUUGUGCUAGUAGAUUAUAAUGGCCCUGCUCAAACAGGGCCAAACAGUGAAACAGCUCCUAAGAAGUCAAAUGAAGGUUCAAGUGCUGCUCCAGUUCCAGUUGAUGCAAGUGCUACUGCAGCUGCUCCAAGUCAAAAUAAAGACCGGGGAUGUAAUGAUAAAGAUGAAGUGUUUUCAGAUAGUGAAGCAGAGGGAGGAACUGUUACCACUAGCACGACUAGUUCUGAAACUAAAACUGAUCAAGUUGCACGUUUAACACAUGCUACCGAGCAAUUUUCUCUUGGUAACACAGGUUCGCAACAGGUGCAUGCUACUACUGAACCAAAAAGUGCUGUUGUUGGUGGAGCUGUCUCAGGCCUUGGGGUUAACAACUCAGAGAGUGAGUUCAAAGCGAUGGCUGCGGAUGCUUCUGUUUUCACUUUUGGAGAUGAAGACGACUAUGAAAGUGAGUGAUGAUGGUAAAUUGUGGUACGAUUGGUUUCAGACGUACAUUAUAAGACUAAACAUUGUAAAAUUUCGCCUCUGUUUUUCCGGACCUGCAUGGUCUCCGGAAAGUUAAAGCCACCUGGGGUUCUGGAUACAGCUUAAGAGCAAACUGUUUUCCAUGAACAUUUUUAUGGACAGAAAAUAACAUUUGUAAUAUUUAGCUAAUCCUUAGAGGUAAGUUUGGCCCGAUUUAAAGGAUCUGUUGAAUUUAUCCUAUUGAAAUUAAUUUUAAAUUGUUCAUACGUUA
Hevea brasiliensis (rubber tree) is the source of this 2264-nucleotide messenger RNA. Its product is annotated as phosphatidylinositol 3,4,5-trisphosphate 3-phosphatase and protein-tyrosine-phosphatase PTEN2A. Gene Ontology annotation, cellular component: cytosol. Gene Ontology annotation, biological process: dephosphorylation. Lineage: Eukaryota; Viridiplantae; Streptophyta; Magnoliopsida; Malpighiales; Euphorbiaceae. Bases 194 to 1984 code for a protein of 596 amino acids. The transcript is spliced from 14 exons. Gene Ontology annotation, molecular function: phosphatidylinositol-3,4,5-trisphosphate 3-phosphatase activity. The record is from RefSeq and is a predicted model, not a curated record.